This is a messenger RNA of Gongylonema pulchrum, 894 nucleotides long. The record is from the annotation of a GenBank genome assembly. Lineage: Eukaryota; Metazoa; Nematoda; Chromadorea; Rhabditida; Gongylonematidae.
GGGAUGUCAGCACUCAGAAAAUUUACAGGCAUGAACGGAAAAGAACAUCGAUGUAGCGAUCUGCCGUUUCUGGAGCCGCUGAACGAUCCGUCGACGCUCCCAUUCCGAAAAUAUGAGUUGUUUGGCGAUGGGUUCGAUUCACCGCUCCAUUCACCGUUGUGGCAGUUGGAGAUACCUGCUCUAUCACGCUUGAAUUUCUUCGCAGAAACAGACGAUUCGAGCAACUCAUCGAAUAUAAGCUCACCAGUCUUCCCUCUAUUCAGUUUUACACCCAGAGGAUCAGGUGGAAGUGAUGAACAGCUUACUGGUCUUACUAACAGUUCCGAAGAUCUGGGAAUUUUUUGGAAGAAAACGACAGCGACGGCAAUUGAAGAUCCAGGGUCCGUUUGGGCGGCGGGAAUGGAACCAGCUGAGACUAUGGAAGCUGUCUGGAGGAUGGGAAAGCAUUCGGCUGAAAAUCUGGGGGCUGUUUCGAGAAGUUCAGUAACAAGCAGUGAUCCAAGAUUGGUUUACACGGAAACAAAAUCCCCCGAAGAAAGAAAGGAUGUUUGGUGCGGGGCGCCGGUGUCUGAGGAUCCGCAAAUCAUGUGGAUGACUGCUAGGAAACUCUCACCUGCAGUGCUUCCUGCAACAGCCCCGCCGGUUCUAUCGUCGGCGAAUAUCUUUACAUUUCCGCCACCAACAGUGCGCGACAGAGCUUAUUCGGCUUCUUCUGCAAUCCCAAGUUACCGGUGGAGUAACACUUCGGAUCCGGAGCGAUGUGGCUACUGCGUCAAAACAAACAAACAUCCGCAAAAUCAUAGUAAACGCGAAUGUCCAGAACUGGCAAAGCUGGCACCAUGCAGACAAUACUGUCCAAUGAGGAAGAAUGUGCAGCUGGCACUGAAAAAAUGA